UUUUACUACUUUAUACUUUAAAUCAGUUGGCACGGUAGAUUUUUAUUUCAACAAGAUAAACCUCAGUCGGAAUGCACAAAAUGAAGGUAAGGUUAAUAAAUCAUACAUGUUUUCUUAUGGUUUUGUUUUUGCUUGUUGUCAACUGGUUUUAUUUUGCGUUGGUCUUGGUUGCCGAGUAAGGUGGUCUUAGGGUAGUUGAAAUAAUAGGUUGAACAGUUUUCUUUCUGUGGAAAAUCAAAAGUUUUAUUUGUAAAAAAAUUUUGUUGAUGCAGUUCACUUACAUUGUUUGUAAUUUGUAUGUAAAGCUAAUGUUUAUUCAAAUUGUCGAGUUAUUUUUUCUCCUUAUCUAUGCUAUCCAGUGUGUGUGUGUGUGUGUGUGCGUGUGUGUUAGGAUAUUAUUGGUGCUCACUUGCUAUGCUGAAUUAAUCCUAAACAGUAUGUGAGAGAAGGGCAGACGGAGGCUGGUGCAUAUACUAACUGGAACGUUAAAAGGCAAGGAAAGAUGUUUAUAGACUAAAGGUUCCGAUGUUGUUGUUGCACCAUGAUCUUGUCAGUGUUUAGAAGUGGGCAUUGAAGUUUGUUGUGCAAUGUUUCAGUUUGAUAUUCUGCACAUUCUGGGGUAUUAGAUUGCGCUCACUCAGAGUGUGGACUAUUACCAUUUAUGCGCCCUAAGUCCAAUAAUGCUUCUCUAUGAGGACCACAUAAUAACAUAACUAAAGAUGGAUCAGGCUCCAGGGAGAACCUGGUCAACCUAGGUUGAAAGUGAGUGUUAACUUUUUUUAAGAAAAGGGGAGAGGGCAAAACAGCAAGUGAUAAAACACUCACAAAACACUAUUUCGUGUAUAGAUUUUUUUUUUGUUUGAGUUGAGAUUUACCAACAAGUCAUCAAUAUCUAAAAUGGCUGAUGCUAACAUAAUCAAGUAAAGGGUAUUUUUGCACUCUAGAAAAUCCUAUCAAAUGUAAUUGCUAGCCAACAAGAGAUUUAAUGGCAGUCCUGGAAAAUAAGAGGACAUGUCACCUGAUUUUAUCGAUAAAAUCAGUUGAGGCUAUCACUGAAAUUAAAACCUUUCUCAGCUAGGCGUAAACAGAAAAUUGAUGUUAUACAUAUAGUGAUAUAUAAUACGCACAAAAAGGGUAUAUCCUUACAUUAUCUUGAAAGUAAGACAGGCAGUAUUUCUUUCAUGCAGUCAGCGGAUGAUGAGAUAACGUCAUUCUGGCACCAAUAUCGGCAUUUUAAAAAGCGGCACUGUACUGUAUAGUGUUACUGCGUCUGAGGAAAACACAGAUUGUGUUGAAACGUGUUGGGCUGAUUCAAAGGAUCUUGCUAAUUUUUAUUUAAUACUCUAUGUGUUUGUUGUUAAUAAAUGUUGUAUUAUUAACUUACUCUUGGUGCUUCCCUAUUGAUAUUUUGAGGAACAUCCAUCAUCAACAAUUCAGAUUGGAACAUAUUGUGCAAUAUAACCAAGCUUUCAUACCUGAGCCAGUUCAUAGAGGCUCUUGUAAAUGUGAGUGGGAUACUUUUACAUUAUAUUUAUUUAUUUAUUUCAAAUAAAUGAUACAUGCUGUAUUGCCCUAUGAGAGGUUUAUGCUCUUUCUUGCAGUGAUUGUUGAAGAUCAUGUAAGGAUAUCCCCUAUUUAUGUGUAUUGUUAUAUGUCAUUGUUUGUAUAUGGUAACCAUAUCACUGUUGUGUCACACUGCACCAUUCACCUUUUUCUGUAUAUUUACAUUGGGAGUGUGAAAUUGUUUUGAUCGACUGUGAUUUUAAACUGCACUGAUAGUGACACUAUAUGCACUAUUAAUUAGUGCUAGUGGGUAUUACACAUUUUUAUAAAAUUGAUGUUACUUAUUGCAAACUCUUAAUGCAUCCUACAGGAAAAAAAAUCAAGUCACGUGUAUGUCAUUAAAUGUAAAGACUAAAUCAAAUCUCAAUACGUAUUAGCCAUCAAUAAAAAGAAAAUAAAAGGCCUGACACAUAAGUUCCAAACAAAAUAAAUAAAUACAUUAGAAAAAAAAUUAUAUAAAUAAAGUGCAUGUGCCAUGUAAAUGAAAUUCAUUUUUAGAAUUUUAUUAUACUUUGUAUCUAGAUUCUAAACUUUAAAUCAGUUAGCCAUGUGUGUUAAUCUUCAUUUUUGACUUGCCAUAACUAUCCAUAACUAUCGCGCAUUAACCCUAUCCAAGAUGGCACUGGUAAAACAUGCUGUGUUAAACUGCGAAAAUCAUUGAAUGCACAAGGACCAGGAACAUAUGUAAGUAUAUAUAAGUGGAGCACAGACAGAAUAAAUCAUAACAAUAUGCCCCUGUACACACCAGUAAGUGAAAAUACCACAGUUUAAAUAGUAUACUUAGGUGGCUCUCGAUGUAUCCAAUAUUUUCAUAUUAAACAAAAGCACAAGUACCGAAUAAUCAUGCAGUAUAUCUUAAAAAUUGCUUUCAAUUGCUUAGUACAAAGCUUAGCUGUGUAUAGUUGAUAUAUAACAAUAAAUGUAUUGCACAAAUAGAACACAUAGAAAUCACACAUAGGAAAAUAGAUGUACAGCUGCUUACAAGAUAGCAAAAGGUGAGUAUAUGUGGGCGGAAUGCUCCGCUACUCUCUAGCGCUUGUGUGUAUAAAAUCCUUAGACGUAAUACUGGAGAUAGAUAAAUCCUAUUCCUCGCGAUAUUGUCUCCUCGCUGUAUACACCUGUCAGGGUUUCUUUGCUGUUUUAAACAGCCACCCUUCCUUUUUCAGUGUCUGAGGUUUCAGCUGUAAUUAACGAUCAGCUCCUUCAGCAUGUUGCCACGGUUACUCACCUGAGAAUAGUAAUCAACCCUGCUGCUAAUCAAUUCAGCCUAUUUAAGCAGCAAAUCCCAGAACCUCCUUGCCCUUGCGUGGUUUCCUGUCCCCCAGAAGUCUCCUUGUUCCUGUGUUUCCUGUUUGCUCCUGGUUCCUGACUCUGGCCUUGUUCCUGACUCCGCUGCCCUCCGUGCUCCUGAUCCUGGCUCGUCUGACUACCCGCUCUGGUGACUGACCCGCUCUGGUGACUGACCCCUGCUUGCCUCCUGGACUUUGCUUUUGGUGAUUUCUUUGUUAUUUAUUAAAUAAAGGUGUUUUUGCAUCUAGAUCUGUCUCUGUCUGGUUCCUGGUUCCUGACAUUACGCAAGGGCCAUGAAUACAGAUGGUACAGGCAAUACACCUAUACCUAACCUAUUUACCCGGUGGGACCAGCAGAACCACCAUUUGGACCAGUAUGCCAAUCUGAAUCCAAAACCCGGCCAGCCUGCGAUUGCGGCCGCCUCUGCCUCACUUCCUGUUCUAGCACCGGUUGUAGCCUCCGAACCUGUUGCGGCUAGAGGAAUGACUGGGUCUGUCCCGCUCCCUCAGUAUUUUGGGGGCAACCCAGCUCAGUGCAAAGAAUUUAUAAAUCAGGUUAAAGGAUACCUUGAAAUGCUGCCCCAGGCAUUUCCUACAGACAGCGACAAAGUCCAGUUCAUGAUUUCUUUGCUGUCUGAAAAAGCCCUAGCUUGGGCAAAACCUCUCUGGGAGGCAGAGAGGCCCAUCAUUUACAAUUACCCUGAAUUUGUUGCGUCCUUUAAAAGGGUUUUUGAUAUUCCAGCUCGCUCCACCCCUACUGCCAAACAACUCAUGUCUAAUACUCAGGGCACGAAAACUAUUGUUGAGUAUGCCAGUGAAUUCCGUACCAUGGCAGCAGAGGGUGGCUGGAAUAACGAGAUUCUUGUGGCUGCCUUUGCACAGGGGCUAUCCGAUGUAAUGAAAAAUGAGAUUGCAGGCAGAGAAUUACCUAAAGAUCUCGAGGAACUGAUAUCAUUUGUCACCCUCAUUGACAUCAGACUCCGAGAGAGAUCCUCAUCCAGGGAGCGCCUGUGGAGGCCUCCAGUAUGUUUGGCACCGAGCUUUUCCUGCCCACCCAAACCUCCCUCACCUCCCAUGCCUCCUGGUCCUGAGUCCUCUGUCGGUGUGGAGCCGAGGCGGUUAGGCUUCUCACGCCUCUCUGUCGAGGAGAGAGCCUUUAGGAGGAGGGAGGGCCUGUGCCUAUACUGCGGACACCACGGUCACAUAUUAAAGUUUUGCCCGAUUCGUCCGGUAAAGGGCCCGUACCCAAGAUACUGUCAGGGACAGAUCUUGGGGGGUCUUUCUGCAGACCCAGAGAUAAAUAAGGACAAACCCUUGGUGCCUAUUAUCCUCUCCUGGCCGGAGUCAUCCAUUAAAACCCGGGCAUUUCUUGAUUCUGGGGCCGCAGGCUUGUUUAUAGAUUGUGCAUUUGCAUCAGAGCACUCUAUACCCUUACAGCCUCGCAACUCCCCACUAGCUUUCGAAGCCAUCGAUGGCCGACCUAUACAGCCAACCCUCGUGACCCAGGAAACCGUGCCCAUAUCUCUGGCUGUAGGGGCUCUACAUCAUGAGAUGAUCCAAUUCCAGGUCAUUUCCUCUCCAUACUACCAGGUUGUUUUGGGAUACCCUUGGCUACAGAAGCAUAACCCCACAAUUGAUUGGCGCAAAUCUGAGAUAUUAUCUUGGUCCCAGCAAUGCACAUUUUCCUGUCUCCGGAAACGGUCAAAGUUUUGGGCACAGUUUCUGCCUCUUCCUUACCCGCUGAGUACCAAGAAUUCCAAGAUGUAUUUGACAAAGGUCAAGCUAGCGUUCUGCCACCACACCGUCCGUAUGACUGUGGUAUCGAACUCCAACCUGGUGCCAAUCCUCCCCGUGGACGGGUUUACCCGCUGUCUGUAGCAGAGAAUCGAGCCAUGGAGGAGUAUGUUACUGAUGCGUUGUCAAAGGGAUUCAUUCGGAAGUCAUCUUCUCCUGCCGGGGCCGGCUUUUUCUUUGUGAAAAAGAAGAGUGGUGAGUUGAGACCCUGUAUCGACUAUAGGGGUCUCAAUCGCAUUACUAUUAAGAAUGCCUACCCCAUUCCAUUGAUCACUGAGUUAUUUGACCGCCUCAAGGGAGCAACGGUCUUCACUAAACUUGAUCUGAGAGGGGCAUAUAAUCUCGUCCGGAUAAAAGAGGGCCACGAAUGGAAAACCGCAUUUAACACCAGGAGCGGGCAUUACGAAUACCUAGUAAUGCCCUUUGGUCUUUGCAACGCUCCGGCGGUUUUCCAGGAAUUUAUAAAUGACGUCCUGCGAGAUAUGCUGCAGAAAUGUGUGGUGGUUUAUCUUGAUGAUAUUCUUAUCCAUUCCACAUCUCUCGAGAACCACCACGCAGACAUUUCUAGUGUUCUACAUAGACUUAGAGAAAAUAAUCUGUUCUGUAAAUUGGAGAAAUGUGAGUUCAAUUGCAAACAGGUCACAUUCUUGGGCUAUGUUAUCUCUGAUGCUGGAUUCUCUAUGGACCCAGAAAAACUUUCUGCUGUACUAAAAUGGCCUCGACCUACGGGUCUUCGCUCUAUACAGCGUUUUCUUGGCUUCGCCAAUUAUUAUCGGAAGUUCAUACGCAACUUUUCCUCCUUGGUUAAACCACUCACGGAUAUGACCAGGAGAGAUGCUGAUCCACAGCAUUGGUCACAGGAAGCCAUUUCUGCCUUUGAGUCUCUCAAAGUCGCCUUUGCUGCUGCUCCUAUACUGGCACACCCUAACCCUGCCUUACCAUUCAUUCUUGAAGUCGAUGCGUCUGAGACAGGAGUAGGCGCCCUCCUGUCUCAACGUCCUAACCCAGAGAGCUCCAGGCAUCCGUGCGGGUAUUUCUCGAAGAAAUUAAACCCGGCGGAAUGCAAUUACCAGAUUGGUGAUAGAGAACUUCUAGCCAUAAUAUUAGCUCUCAAAGAAUGGAGGCACCUUCUUGAGGGUACUUCAGUGCCAAUUCUCAUCCUCACAGACCACAAGAAUCUGACAUAUCUUUCCGAAGCUAAGCGACUUUCCCCCAGGCAAGCUAGAUGGGCUCUCUUCCUAUCAAGAUUCAAUUAUGUGGUUUCUUACUUGCCCGGUACUAAAAACAUUCAGGCUGAUGCCUUGUCUCGACAGUUCUCCCCUCCAUCUAGAGAGGAGAUAACCCCUACUCCUGUGAUUCCUCCGGACCAUAUACUGGCCACCAUCCGUACUAGCCUCACCUCACACCUAGGUGAGGAGAUUCUGGCUGCACAAAGUAAUGCUCCUCCAGAGAAACCUAAUGGCCGUUGUUUUGUACCUAUUCAUCUCCGUACUAAAUUAUUAAGUACUUAUCACAACCCCAAAGCAGCUGGACAUCCAGGCAAAAACCAAUUAAUCUGGUCCGUCUCUCGGCAAUUUUGGUGGCCUAGUCUCCGUUCGGAUGUCACUGCUUUUGUAGCUGCCUGUCCUGUAUGCGCUCAAAAUAAAACCCCACGACACCCUCCAGUGGGUCUCCUGCAAACCAUACCUAAUGGUGAACGACCCUGGACCCACUUGUCCAUGGAUUUUAUCAUAGAUCUUCCGGUCUCCCGUGGCAAUACAGUCGUUCUCAUGGUUGUUGAUCGAUUCUCAAAGAUGUCGCAUUGCAUUCCCUUGAAAAAACUACCAACUUCUCAGGAACUUGCAACAAUUUUUGCUCGGGAGAUCUUUCGUUUGCAUGGGUUACCCAAAGUGAUAAUCUCAGAUAGGGGUAGCCAGUUUGUGUCCAGAUUUUGGAGAGCUUUUUGUACACAAAUGGGAAUUCAGCUUUCCUUCUCCUCUGCCUACCACCCGCAAUCCAAUGGUGCCGAGGAACGAGCUAACCAAACACUGGAACAGUUUCUGCGUUGCUACAUUUCUGACCACCAGAACAACUGGUCUGAUCUGCUACCCUGGGCGGAGUUUGCCCACAAUAGUGCGAUUAAUGCCUCUUCCCGGCUAUCCCCGUUCUUGGCGAACUAUGGCUUUCAACCGUCCAUAUUGCCUGAUACGUUCAUGCCACAAGGGAUACCGGCAUUGGAGGAACAUCUCAGGGAACUCCGUUCCACUUGGGUGCAGGUUCAGAACUCGUUGCAACGCGCAAUGCAGAACUACAAACUCCAGGCCGACUGCAGACGACUUCCUGCACCUACCUAUCAAGUCGGAGAGAGGGUCUGGCUGUCUUCUCGCAACCUACGGCUCCGUGUUCCCUCACAAUAACUGGCACCCCGAUACGUUGGGCCAUUUCGUAUACUUCGAAGGGUUAACCCUGUAGCUUACGCACUUGACCUUCCUGCUAACAUGCGCAUCUCUAAUGUAUUCCAUGUUUCCCUCUUGAAACCAUUGGUAUGUAAUCGUUACACCACCUCAGUACCACAUCCACGUCCUGUUCCGGUUGACAAUCAUGAGGAAUAUGAAAUACGCAGCAUCAUUGACUCACGAGUCUUCAGAGGACAGAUCCAAUACUUGGUGCACUGGAAAGGGUACGGUCCAGAGGAACGCUCCUGGGUUCCAGCCUCUGAUGUCCAUGCACCAUCCCUCCUUCGUUCCUAUCACGCUCGCUUCCCCAUGAAGCCCGGACCCACCAGCAGAAAUGGGGGGAGUCGUUGAGGGGGAGGUACUGUCAGGAUUUUUUUGCUGUUUUAAACAGCCACCCUUCCUUUUUCAGUGUCUUAGGUUUCAGCUGUAAUUAACGAUCAGCUCCUUCAGCAUGUUGCCACGGUUACUCACCUGAGAAUAGUAAUCAACCCUGCUGCUAAUCAGUUCAGCCUAUUUAAGCAGCAAAUCCCAGAACCUCCUUGCCCUUGCGUGGUUUCCUGUCCCCCAGAAGUCUCCUUGUUCCUGUGUUUCCUGUUUGCUCCUGGUUCCUGACUCUGGCCUUGUUCCUGACUCCGCUGCCCUCCGUGCUCCUGAUCCUGGCUCGUCUGACUACCCGCUCUGGUGACUGACCCCUGCUUGCCUCCUGGACUUUGCUUUUGGUGAUUUCUUUGUUAUUUAUUAAAUAAAGGUGUUUUUGCAUCUAGAUCUGUCUCUGUCUGGUUCCUGGUUCCUGACAACACCAAUGCCUACAGCAGUUCGUAAAGCGGUUCCAAGUUAAAGUUUGCGGGAUUAAUAGUGCCGCCCACUGAUGAUGUCAGUGCGUGUUACGUCAAUGCGUUUCGCCUGUCUGCUUUGUCAGGACGUUAGGUAUGUACUGGCUAUCUCCCUAAUGGGAAAAUUUAAGGGCAAUCAAGUCCGCCCUCAACAGUCUCUAUUGGUUAAAAGUUGAAAGUCCUCACUUGCAUAUAGACCGACCGACACUCAUUUCAGUGAUAAACUAUACAAUUAAACCAUUCACAUAUUACAAUGCAUAUAUAAAAUAAACAAAUCUCUAUUAAUAAUCAUAUGCCUCAUAAAAUAAAAGAUCAUAUAAAUCAUAUAAAAAGCAAUACUCUGCCUAAGUAUCUAUCUCAAACCUCACCUGUUCUUGCUCUGCAACCUCCUUCUACAAUUCCACUCUCCUCUCAACUAGACAUCAUGGCACCUCCUAUAUUUAAAUGCAGCAAGCGCCCCCAACAACAACCUUGGCACACCAAGCUGACUCGAUAUCUCUAAAAAGGCUGCUGAACGCUGUUGGAGAAAGUUUCACUAUGUGUCUGACUUUCUUCACUAUAAAUUUAUGCUGUGGUCAUACAACUUGGCUCUUUGGUCAGGGCAUGGAUAAUAGAUAGAAGGUGGUUGAUAUGGGGACAUAUAUUGGUAGGGCUCAUGUGGGGAUGUUUUUAACACAUGUUUGUGUUCCUGAACCUAUAGUGUUCCUUUAAUAAUUUAUCUCUUAUAGCUUUAUGUUGGGUCCCUAAGAACUGGAGCAGGACAUGUCCACUAAUGCUUCCAAAGACUCAAGUCCUUUAAUCCAUUUGGGAUAGACAUCACACUCUGCUUAUCUCUCAGAACCAGAUUUCCAAAGCUGCUUCUCUAGGGUUAUUGUCUUUACUAAUUCCUAAUCUGCACCUUUCUUUAUGGAAAAAUGUAGGAAUUAUGCAUAUUCAAACUUUCUUUAAGGAAAAUUCCAAAGAGUUGCUCACAUUUUUAGAAUUAAAGGAAUAGUUCUCUAUACCCAACUCAGCAUAUUAUGGUCAUUGUCAGAUUACUUACUGGCUAUGCUCCUUUUUUUUCAAAUAGGGUGCAGGGUUUUUCUUAAAUUACUUUGAUCAGGUUCAAGCAGUUGUGCCUGGGUGGAUAUCUGCUGUGACACCAAAUGUCCAUCUGUCACAAAUUGCUCUACAAGUUUUCUCCAGAGGAGACCUGUUCCUUUGCAUCAAUGUGGUCAAAGGUUUUGGAAGUCAUGAUUACAGGGAACAUGUGGAAAUAUUUUUUUUUUCUUGUUACAUGGGUGUUUCUCGUGUAUCCCACAUGGAACAACACAGGAACAUUGUAUAUAUUUGUUAUAAGUUCCUGACUAUGCUGGCCCACUUGGACCCUAAUUUGCCUGACAGGUGUUGGAGAUGCUCCUGGGCUUGUGGUACCAUGCACCAUAUCUGGUGGUCAUGUGAUUUGAGUACUCCCUAUAUUUAUACUGACCGUGACAGGGACUAUUCCUUUUCACCCCAUUAUGCAUGCUUCUCCUUCUGUUCCCACAAUUGUUAUCCAAAGCUACUUGGCUUGUAGCAUUCCAUAUCCUUAUAUCAGGAAUGAUCACUAUUGCCAAGAUGUGGAGAUCUGAUAAAACUCCAACUUUAGACACAUUAUGUAAAUGAGUAUCCAAAAUCCAGCUUAUGAAGUUGGUUUGUGUACCUUAGCCAAAUAUUAACCCAGAGUGUUGAUGUGGUGGGAGUCAUGGCAUAGCUACUGGAAUCAGACCAGUCCUGAGCCUUUACUUCACUUACAUGAGAUUAAUAAUAAAUGACUGAAUGUGUAAUAUGUGACUCAAGUUAAAUCAUUUUUUCUGUGUUAAACCACACUUUCCUCUUUAUUAUGGAAUGCCGCUGCACAAUGUGGUUUAUCCUCAUAGUGCAGUUUUACCAAUUUUGCUCUGAUCAAUGUUGAUAUCUACCUGGGUGGGCUCAAGGUAUUUUCGGUUAGCAAUGACUUAGGCUAUAACGUUACCCUGUUGCCAAACUGUCUCCAUGUACCAUGUGACCUGUCAUGCUAUGUUAUGUAAGACUUAAAAACUCUUAAAAACCUGUCUGGCUCAUGAAUUUAUUGUAUGUCAUUAUAUAUUUUGUAUUCCUUUUAUAUCUUUAUAUUCUUGUUAUUAUUAAUUUUGGACAGUGAUUGUCUACUUCAUGUCAUAUCUGUGUUUGAAAAAACCUUUAAUUAAAGGGACACUAUAGUAACCAGAACAACUACAGUUUAUUGCAUUUGUUCUGGUGACUAGAAACAUUACCUUCAGGCUUUUUGCUGUAAACACUGUCUUUUCAGAGAAAAUGCAGUGUUUACAUUACAGCCUAGUGAUAACUUCACUGGCCACUCCUCAGAUAGCUGUUAGAGAUCCUUAGAGAUCCUUCUUGGGUCAUGGCUGCCUAAAAUGCAUCCAAACAUUCAGUAUCUCCUCCCUCUGCAUGCAGACAUUAAACUUUCCUCUCUAUGAGGAGAUGCUGAUUGACCAGGGCUGUGUUUGAAUCAUGCUGGCUCUGCCCCUGAUCUGCCUCCUUGUCAGUCUCAGCCAAUACUAUGGAGAAGCACUGUGAUUGGAUGAGUCCACCACUUCUGAUGAUGUCAGCAGACAGCUUGUUUUUCUGAGGCAGACGACAUGCUGAGCUAUAGCUUCAGGCUUGAAUACAAGUAAGAUUUUUCUAUAUAUCUAUGGAGGCCCUGGUUGGCUAGAUGGUGGUUUUAACACUGUAGGUGUCACAUCCUGCUGUGUUCUGCGGAGAUGUCUGGCUUUGGUUUCUGGUAUCCAGUACUCUUUUUACAAUUCUUGUUUAGUUUUUCUUGUUUUUUUGGUUUUCUAUUCUAUGUCUGGUUUUCUUUAUGCUGAGUUUUUCUGGGUUCAUUCCUGUAACCCGUCCCUGGAAUUCCCAGUGUCCUUUAAAUGUUUGUUUUAUGUUGCCACACCCGUUUGUUUUCCAUCAUUCCUUUUGUUUCAGUGUCGGGCAGGCAGCUGCUUAAGCCUUCUGCCCUUUCUUGCAGGUAAGUGCUAUUGUGGUUUAGUAUGGUUCUUUUAGCGAACAUUAGGCAGUGUAGGACCUGCCAGAUAUGGGGAACAUUGGCGUUGUUGGCAGGCAUAUGCAAUGUAUGAUCGUAUAAUGUAACUAAAUCCGCCAUGAUUUUCAUAUAUAGUGCUUAGUUAUGUCUCCUCUUGUUUUGCCUAUCAUAUCAUGUCUUGUUUUAGUUUGUAUUCCCAGUCCAUGUACAGUCCUGCCCUGCCCCUGUUUAGUUAAUGUUCCCUUAUGUAUUGUGUACAUGUUCUGGGUUUAGCUUCCUAUCCUGCUCUGGUUCUGGGUUCUAUUAGUUCUGUCUUGUUUUCAUGUUUGGUGACUAUCCUAGCCUUGCCUUGUUUCUGUACUGGAUACAUGUCAGCUGCAAAGCCCCCCUAUCCAGUUCCUGGGAGGUCUGCAUAUCAAGCUCCUAGUUCCUGGGAUCCGCUGUAGCUGCAUCAGGGUUCUGGUAUGUGGCCGCGCAAACACUGGUGCUCAACACCAGAGGGCAUGUGGUUACCCAGCACCAGGCCCUGAUAAUCCACUUCCACACUGGAGACUCCCAUCAACAUCAGGCACUCAGGGGUCCCGGUGUCUGUACCGCCACCCGUGACAGUAGGGUCAGGAAUACAUGUUUGUGUUCCUGACCUUACAGUGUUCCUUUAAGUGCAAAUAAAAACAAAAAACACACAGGCUUCUCAAUGAGAACCCUCUAAUUGGUCAAGAAGGGGAAGGAUUGUAAUAGCUGCAGAUGCUGCAUCUGCAGCUAUAGCAAGAUCCUUUUUCAUGUACUCCCAAAGAAAACUUGCAAAAAAAAUUUAAAUAAAUAAUACAUGCAUGUGUACUUUAGGGUGUAUUUACUAUUUGAUGGGAAAAAAAUAUGAAUAAAAUAUAUAUAUAUAUUUACUUUAUUACAAUGGAGUAUUCCUUUAAACUAUACUACUAUUUUAAUUUUGAAGAUUAAAUAUAUUAAAAAUGACACUAACGUGUAUACAAAGCAAAAGGACAGAUUCAACUAAAAAGUGGAAAGUCCAGCUUGGUAGAUAUAAAAUAACUAUCGUCGUAAAGUUUUAUUUGUAACACAAAAGAUAAAAUAAUGUAUUUACAAUGUAACUGAUGUAAACCUCACCCAAAGUGUAAUGCCUUUCUGUUAACUAGACAACUCAUGAGACUAAAUUAAUUUCAAUAAGACCUCCUCAAAUAUCCUCACAGAGCUUUAUUAUAUCAUCACCCACAGGGUUAUGUGAGGGGAGUCUUAAAUAACAAAUGAACUCUUUAUUGAACUGGUUGGUAUGUUUUAAAUUGUGGAAGGCCUGGUAUCCUACUCUAGAUAUAUAGACGACCUACUAUUUGUUUGGAAGGGGUCUAUUAGCUCAGCUAAGGAUUUUAUUUCUUUUUUAAAUAAUAAUGAAGAAGGUCUAGUUUUAACAGCAGAUUUUAGCAACACAAUGGUUACCUAUCUUGAUCUAAAUAUUUAUAUUAAGGAUAACAAAAUACAAACGAAAGCGCACUUUAAAGAUGUAAACGUAAAUAACUAUAGGUGGUACUGAUACUGAUAGCUGCCACAAUAAAACAUGGCUAGACAGCAUACCAAAAAGUCAAAUAAUGCGUCUUAAAAGAAAUUGUUCAGACACUUUCAUGUUUACCAAACAAGCUAACACGCUAAAAGAGAGCUUCAUACAAAAAGGAUACAAUAUAGCUAAUAUUGAGUCAACAAUUAAUCAAACAGCCAGAUUAACUCAUACAUAAAGCUAAAACCCAAGCGAAACAAACUCUGAUUUUACUCUGCCAAUUGUAUUAGAUUAUAACAAAAAAAAAAAACAAUUGCAGAAUAUUAUAAAAUAAAACAUUGGCACUUACUGAAGGAAGAUGAUAUCCUAAAAAAAAAAAUUCCUGAUAAACCAGAAAUAAUAUUUAGAGGUGCGCCAAAUCUUAACAUGCACUUAACAAAAAAUUAUACAAAGACGAGCCCUAACAAAAUUAAUAAUUUUAUGAAUAAAAAAGGCUUCUAUAAAUGCAAUUGUUGCAUGGUAUGCACAAAAACAAAAACAACAAAAAGAAAUAUUACAAAAUUCAGAUCUAAUAAUACUGGUAAAAUAUACAACAUUAAAGAGGUCAUCACAUGUAAUAGUAAAAAUUGAAUAUACCUACUGGAAUGCCCGUGUGGCCUCCAAUAUGUGGGUAGAACUAUUAGGCCAUUAAAAACAAGAAUAGCAGAAAACUGCAGAAAUAUAGAAAAAGGUCCAAAAAAACAGUCAGUACCAGCCCAUUUUUGCAUGCACAGCAAUGACCCUAAGCACCUCUCAUUUAUUGGGAUUGCAAUUGUAAAAAAACACUGGAGAGGAGGAGAUGUUGUUAAAAAGAUUGGACAAACAGAAAUGCAGUGGGUAUACCAGCUAGAUACUCUACAUCCGAAUUGGCUGAAUGUCGAUUUUCAUUUAUAUAAUUUUUUAUAACUUUUUAUAAUUUUUAUUUAUAAAAAAAAUAAAAACAUUUAUAACAUACCUUUUAUUGUUUACUUUACCUGCUAUUUGCAGCAUUCUGACCAAUCUUUUUACAACAACCCUAUUCUUGUGUAAAUAUAUGUUUUUAUUCAUGAGAUUAUAUGUAUAUUACGUCAAUGUUUUUGUACUGAAUUAUCUAAAUGUAUCUCCGGAUAAAGUUCUCUUAAAAUACACUUUGACUAUAUGCACAUUUGGAGAUAGCUUACUCUCAGUGCACAUUAUUAUGUUUGUCGUAGUCAUAAUAUUAUUUUGUAUAUAACUACCACUCUUUAUUUGUGAGUGCCAGUCUCAUUUGAUUCUUCUGUAUUUUUUUGUCUUUUCUUAUUUGUGUAUAUUUUUAUAUAAACCAGAAAUAGUUAUCUAUUUAUAAAUAAUACUACCAACCACAUUACAGACAUUAAUAUUUAAUGAUCUUAUUUAUCUUAUUUCUCCCUGUGCCCAUAAUAAAUAUGGCCGCCAUGCCGUCUUUUUUUAAGUAAGUACAUGCCUACUCUCAGUGGUCUGACCACCUGAUAUAAGUGCCUGGAACGCAACGCACGCUAUUUCUGAGCAAUGCGUGUGUUCCAUAGUAGCGCAAUAAUAAUACACUAAGCAAUCCACGAUGCUAAGUCAUUUCCGGUAUGACGUGUAUAUCGCCUCACUUCCGGUAUUACGCGUGCUUUCCAACGAGAAUCAGGAAACCGGAAGAAACACACCAGGAAGUAAUUCAAGAAUUUAGAAGCAUAUAUAAACAGGACCCAGGGGAGGUUACACCACACUUUAUAUUUUUUAUAUUUUUUAUGUUUUAUACCAUGUUUUGUUUAUAUUAAAGUAUACUUUUAAUAGAUACUUUUUAUAUUCAUUCUUUUUGUUACUUCCUGGAUCCUGCAUAUCCUUGGUGGGGAUUAUACCACCCAGGCUGUUCAUACUAGAGCAAGUUUUAUGCUCAAUAAAGUGUAAGUACACUACUAUUUAUUAUUGAUUUCAUCAUCAGUACUUACUUCACCAUUGGCUGCUAUUUCUCUUUACCACGCAUACUGCACUUUGAAAUACUCGAGUCAACUAGAACAACAUAUCCUGAGACGGGGAUCGUACCGUCCAAGCGCAUCACAGUUGAGCUCUGUUAUAGCUCAUAUAAAUGUGAGUGGAUUGUGUAUAGUUAUAUUCACCACUUCAUGAUAUAAUUUUACUGUAUUGCACUAUUAUUUUUUUAUUUUAUUUCAUUCCGAGGUUUUCGAUUCAUUGGAAAUACCUGUAAAUAUAUGUAUGUACUUCUUAUAUUUAUAUAAAUUAUUAGCGCGGUUUACGCUCUCUUUUUCUUCCAUGUUUUAAAUAGUGCUGUGUCUAAUGAAGGCAAUCCUAAAAUAGCAUGCAACCUGGACAUGUAUAACUAAAUUGUCUGGGAAUUGACAUAAGCUCACUGGUGCUGCUAAAAUGAACUAGUAACGUAUCCCUAAAAUCCUGCUAUAAUAACUUAACAGGUAAAAUAGCUAAUUAAAUAGUCUAGAUACCACAGAUGUAAUACAUGGUCAAGCUAGCCAAAGAGGCAAUAGUUUCUAUAGGUAAAUGCUAGUUACACCAAUAUGCCAGGAUCUACACCAACAGAGAAGAAAGUUAGGUUUAUUUGUGGCAAAAGGGGAUAGCUUGUUCAUAUAUAUAUAUAUACACUUCACAUCACAUUAAUCCCAAACAGGUUCCCACUAAUAUAUAUAGACUUACUGAGACAGGCACAUAGCACCUCCAGCUAAAUAAUUACUGGAUAAUAGAGCAAGGAAAGACAGGGAAUUACCCCAGCCAUCUUAGAAUAAAUUAAAUAGCCUAUUAAACCAGCCUAAUCUGUCAUCACAGCUACAUAGAGAUAGACACAGGAUAAAGAAGAGUGGUGUGUGUUGAUCACACCAUUAAAAGUCCAUGGAGCAAAAAACAAAUUUGUCAAAUUGCCAAUAUAAAAGAAUAUAAGAAACACCUGACGUGCAUUUCGGAGCUCACAGCGCACCUCUCUCAGGGGGCAAAUAAACGUUUUCCCCCUGACAUAUGUGCAUUGUGAGCACGGAAACAUGUUACUUAUUGUUACUUUUGUUCUUUGGAAGUGUGAAUUGAUGGGUUGGUUAAUGGAUUUAGGGCUAAGUAGCAGAAAAUAAAUACAUUUUAAAAAAUUUAAACUUUUGUUAAUAGGCGUCAUGGCACAUUACUGUUCAUCAGCAAAAGCUUACCCCACUCUUGUGUGUGACUCAGAGACAAUCUGGCAGUCUCUGAUAUAACGCCCCUAAUUCAGUCUUUUAGUGAUCGUGCUCCUAGCUUACCACUAUCUAAAAGGAGGCAUUAAAAACAUACAACUAUUUCUGAUAAAAACAGGGUACACCCUAACUUAAAGGGAUACUCCAGAUACCAAUGCAAUACUUUAAUGCAUUUAAGAGAAUUUUGGCAUUAAUAAUAUAUCUAUAUUUUUUUAAUCAUUUGUUCGUUUCUGCUUCUUUUCCUUUGUUCUGUAUUUUUGCAAAAACAAAAUGUUAAUGAUACAACACAUCCCACACCUUUCCUUUACCCUUACCUUUGCUCCUCCUACUUGCAUUCUGCCUUUAACCAAUCCUGUCUUUGCAUCCAGCACAGCAGGAGGACAAACUACUCCAAGCCAGCUGUGAUAAGGGAAGGAGGGAAGUUAACUCUUAAUUAGUGAUGUCCUGAACGGUUCACGGAACGGUUCGCCACGGACGGCGAACAUAUGCAGUAAACUUUGACCCUGUACCUCACAGUCAGCAGACACAUUCCAGCCAAUCAGCAGCAGACCCUCCCUCCCAGACCCUCCCACCUCCUGGACAGCAUCCAUUUUACAUUCAUUGUGAAGCUGCAUUCUUAGUGAGCUGUCCAGGAGGUGGGAGGGUCUGAGAGGGAGGGUCUGCUGCUGAUUGGCUGGAAUGUGUCUGCUGACUGUGAGGUACAGGGUCAAAGUUUACCGCAUAUGUUCGCCGUCCGCGGCGAACUGUUCGGCGAACCGUUCGGGACAUUACUACUCUUAAUGUGUUCCGUCCCUAUUGGUCAUACACUUUUCCAAUUGUGUAGUUUGUAUAUCCUGAUGUGAAGUGAAAAAUAAAGCCAGUUGCUCCUGCUUGCAUUAAGAAGAAAUUACUUGUCUCUUUUUUUGCUGUAACUAUCCAAGGUCUGCUAUAAUGCAAUUGCUGGUGGAUAAAGCAAUUCCAAGUCCAGGUCAUAGCACUUAGUAUACCGAUCAGCUGUGCAAGUUAAUGCAAGUACCCACAGACAAUAUUAGGCCUUCGGUAAAAGAGAUGCCAGGGCCGUAUUAUCACAAUAAUAUUUAUGGUAAACAAUUUAUGGUAAAAUACACAUCUUUGUGAUGUAAUGACAAUAUAUAUAUUUUUUUAAUAGUUUGCUUUACACACAAUUCUUGAAUUUUUAAACUGAUGCCUAACUUUUAUUGCGCUAAACUUCUUUUUUCUUUCUAUUUCGGCACAUGUAAAAUAUCUGCUAUCGUCCAUGUUUAUUAGAAACACACUAAAUUUAUUGCAGACGUACUCUAGGCAUUGUCAUCAGGGCACCUGUAGCAUUUUGUUGUUUGUCUGCUUACCCUUGCAAUGUCCAUUACUGUUAAAAUGCAUUGUUACAGAAAUGUUUCAACUAAUGAAUGACCCACCGGUGAUUAAUAGCCAGGGCCAACCAUUUAUAUGACAUGCAUUACAUUAAAGUAUUAUCAACAUCAUUAUAUAAGAAGGAAGUAAAUGUCAUAAGGUUAUAAUUAUAAAAUUAUCUUAAAAAUAUACAAAUUAAACACGCAUGAACCCUUUGUUUACAUAGACAUAAUUCAGAAUAUUGUUUUAGUUUUCUAAUGAUAGAUAUGUAUACAAUAAGACAUUUCCAGCGCAUUAUACACUAAACACAGUUGACAAUGUUUCAAAUGAACUGUAAAACUUUACGCAAGACUAAAAGAUGCCAAAAUAAUAAUAUAGAAAGCAAAUAAUGAAAACUAAUGUGAAAAUUCAAAAAAAAAAAAAUCUAAAUAAACUGAAAAAAGAUCAAAGAUGUUUCACUAUUUUGUUUGUUCUAGAAUACCAAAGACCACAGUUUGGAAAAUCAAAAGAAACUAUUUUUGAUUACAUUUUUAAGAAGAGAGAAUUGCCUAUGUGUCCUGAAAUGCCUCCUAAUUUAG
Messenger RNA from Pelobates cultripes (western spadefoot toad), 17586 nucleotides. NCBI's taxonomy places the organism in Eukaryota, Metazoa, Chordata, Amphibia, Anura, Pelobatidae. The record is from the annotation of a GenBank genome assembly.